UAUUAUUUCCUAGAAGCCGACGACAGGGCGAGGGGAGCCGCUCUUUGCCAGAUCUUCCUCGGGUGUUUCGCCGGCCGACAAGGGCUCACCCUUAGCAAUCCCUGGAGAUGCAUCCUCCGCUAACCUUGCACAGGCAUCCUAUGUGUGCUGAGAUCAUUGAAGCAUUCCAGAAGUGCCAGAUGGAUCAUCCUUUCAAGAAAUUCUUUGGCGAAUGCACAGAUCUUAAGAUUAAGCUAGACCAGUGCUUCCGGCAGGAGAAAGCUUUGAAGAGGAAGGCAAACUUUGAGGAGAGCAAGAAAUUUAAAGAACAGCUUCAGGCGUAUAAAAGGGAAAUGGCUGAGGAAAACAAGGAAUCAUAACUUGGAAUAUAGGGCGGGGAUCUGCAUUUGAAUGUUCUUUUUAUCACAAUUCAACAGCCUCAGCUGUAUACUUAACAAAUUUUUAAUGUUUUAAAAAGCUAUUACUAGUGAUGAACUUGGAGUUCCAAACU
Messenger RNA from Panicum hallii, 490 nucleotides. RefSeq names its product COX assembly mitochondrial protein 2 homolog. Bases 108 to 359 code for a protein of 83 amino acids. Gene Ontology annotation, cellular component: mitochondrion. The transcript is spliced from 4 exons. NCBI's taxonomy places the organism in Eukaryota, Viridiplantae, Streptophyta, Magnoliopsida, Poales, Poaceae. The record is from RefSeq and is a predicted model, not a curated record.